Messenger RNA from Danio aesculapii, 2081 nucleotides. RefSeq lists its product as uncharacterized. The coding region runs from base 712 to 1683 and encodes 323 amino acids. NCBI's taxonomy places the organism in Eukaryota, Metazoa, Chordata, Actinopteri, Cypriniformes, Danionidae. The transcript is spliced from 2 exons. The record is from RefSeq and is a predicted model, not a curated record.
GAAAUCAUCGAUUAAAUAAUGCCACGCCACACAAAAUUAAGAAGAAACUUCACUGUCGACUACUUUAUUGACGAUCUUGUCAAGGACAGAAGUCUAAAUUUCAGGCAGGUGAUCAGGUAGAGGCAACAGAAGGAGCAGCAUUAGGGCCAUGGCUUUUAUCAGACAAAGCAGAGACCACACCUGCCAGUCCACCAACUGAGGAGCUGGGGACUAAUCAGAAAAGAAGAGGCUGGAGACGGGUUGCCAAUCCUUCAAAAUGGAAAGAAUCUACCCGCAAGAAGAUUUAUCAGGAGGGCAAGAAACAUGUCAACUCUACAAAUAAAAUGGCUUCAGCCAAACAUGGGAGAACUUUGAAGAACUGUACUAUGUCAUGUAAAUUCAAACGUGCAAAAAAAGUUACCCCAGCUGAAAGGGAAAAAUGUUUUACAGAGUUCUACGAGUUGAGUCAAAACAGAAAAUAUGACUUUAUAGCCAUGACUACAGACUGUGACAAGACAAAAAGGCUAACUUGUGAUGAACCACAAAGAAAGCGUAUCUACUCAUUUAAGUACUAUCUAAACAUAAGGGGUGAAAAAGUGAGAGUCUGUAAGCUGUUUUAUCUGGGCACUGUUGCAGUCAGUCAGAAACCAGUGUAUAACAUACACAUGAAAAAAAAUCUGACUACUUCCACGCCAAAACCUGAUCAAAGGGGGAAGCAUCCAAGAAAAAUGCAUGGAUGCAAAUCAGAAAGAGGAGGUAAAGGCACACAUCAGUUCAUUUCCUGUUGUUGAGUCACAUUACUGUCGUGCCAACACAGAAAGGCAGUACCUUGAGCCAACACUCAAUGUUUUAAGGAUGUAUGAUCUCUACAGACUUAAAUGCAGUGAGAAUGGAGAUACUCCUGUGAAAGAAUCGUAUUAUCGAUUAAUAUUUAACACAGAGUUUAACCUAAGCUUUCAUGCCCCUAAAAAAGAUCGGUGUGAUCAGUGUGAAGCAUACGAGACCGCUGUAAAGCAAAACAUGGUAAGCCAAAGUGAUGAAUAUAGACAAACAAAGCAUAUGGCUGACAAGACAGCAAUGCGUCAGGAGCGCCAAAAAGACAGAGAAGAUAAAGAUACUCUAACAGUCUGUUUUGACCUACAGAAUGUUAUUUCAUGUCCACGAGCUGAAAUUAGCUCUUUUUUUUAUAAGCGAAAACUUAACCUAUAUAAUCUUACUGCUCACAGUUCACAAACCAAGAAAGGCUCUGUGCUUUGUGGACAGAGGACAAUGUCAGGUAGGGGAGCAAAUGAUAUUGCAAGUGCACUGGUGAAACUACUAGAACGCGUUUUGCAUGAUCAUCCAGAAGCCACUGAAAUAGUAACUUGGAGUGACAGUUGUGAGCCUCAAAACAGAAACUCUAUAAUAGCUUUUGCUAUAGCAGACUUCUUAACAAGGCAUCCCCAAGUGAAAAGGAUUACAAUGAAGUACUCUACUCCAGGUCACUCUGCAGUACAAGAAGUAGACAACAUGCACAGCCAUAUUGAAAAGGCAAUGGCAAUGUCUGAAUUCUAUUCACCGCUGUCUUACACGUGUGUUUUACUGAAGGUGAACAGAAACAAUGCAUAUGAAAUAGUACAGAUGAAGAGUACAUAUUUCUAUGACUUUCAGGCAUGUUCCAAACUGUUUCAGUACAAACAGGUUCCAUUCUCUGAGGUGUCUUAGCUUGUGUUUGAUCAGUGUCCAUACACUCUUCAUUACACAAAGUCACAUGCACAGCCUAAAGUUACAGUUGACCCAAGAGGAGCAAGGAGACAAAUGAGAAACCUGGCACCUACCUCCAUCUUACCCAAACCAAGGGUACUCCCCAAACAGAGCACCAUUUCAGAGGCCAAGAUGUGUGACAUUAAGUCCAUGUUUAAAUUCAUGCCACUAGCAGAUAUACAGUAUUAUACUGCUGUGUUGAAUAAAUAAAAAGAAUGCACUUUCACAAAAGAAGAUGAACCAGUUGAAGCACCUAUGUACAAAUCAUUAAGGAGAUGAUAAACAGAUUUAAAUGCAUAAUUUAUGAUCUUUAAAAAAUAAAAAGAUGUGUCAAUGUGAUGACUUAAAAGGCAGUUUUG